Molecule: messenger RNA, 4521 nt
Organism: Vombatus ursinus (common wombat)
Lineage: Eukaryota; Metazoa; Chordata; Mammalia; Diprotodontia; Vombatidae
Gene: ZNF786
Product: zinc finger protein 786
Exons: 5
Coding region: 313-2676 (787 amino acids)
Biological process (GO): negative regulation of transcription by RNA polymerase II
Molecular function (GO): RNA polymerase II cis-regulatory region sequence-specific DNA binding; DNA-binding transcription repressor activity, RNA polymerase II-specific
Source: RefSeq, a predicted model, not a curated record
UGGAGCUGGAGGGGCGCGGACCCGGAGGGACAAACGGAGCGGCGGCUGGAGGUCUGAGCGCAGCCGGAGGGGAAGGGCUGGCCCGGAGCCCUGUCCAGCGGCUUUCUCCGGCGCCUGGGAAGCAGACGAAGUGCCAUGGCCGAGGCGGCUCCUUCGCCGGAGGCUUAGUAAUGGCCUGGGGCUUAAUUCAGUCAUCAUCAUGUCAUCUACAAAGUGGAGCUUCUAGAGGACCACCAUCCACAGGCAAUCCCUCCUCAACCAGGACUCUGUACUGCAUCUCUUCUGUCACAGCAGCAGGUAUCUUUGGUACCCAUGACAUUUGACGAUUUAGCCAUGUAUUUCUCAGAGCAAGAAUGGAGGCAACUUGUUGAGUGGCAGAAAGAGCUUUAUAAGCAAGUGAUGAAAGCCAAUUAUGAGACCCUGAUCUCCCUUGACUAUUCAAUUUCCAAACCAGAUUUGAUAUCUUUAAUUGAACUGGGGGAAGAACCUUUCAUCAGAAAUCUGAAGGAUUCACAGGAAACAAAAACUGCCUUCAGUUCCAAUGACUUAAGCCCUGAAGAACAGCUGUUUGGGGGACAUCACAGAUCUGUGCAUCCAAGAGAAGUGGAAGGCUUUUUAGGUACCCUACAAAUUUGGGGUUCUUGUGAGGCCUUACAAGGCACAAAGGAAGAGGUUUCUGCUAUGUCUGAUCAAGAAGCGUCCUUAAGAAACUCAUGUAGCAAAGACACAUGGCAUCUAAUUCCAAAAGGGCACAGCACCUUGGGAUCGGCUUACUGUGAGAGAAGUCCGGGUCACAAACCCCAGAAUCCCUCUGAUUGCCAGGAAAUAUGGCUCCACCCCUGCUCUGUCUGUGGAAAAAUGUUCUUGUCAGAGACCCAGUGGGUAAAACACCAGAGACUGCAUGGGAAGAUACAGCCACAGAAAUACUCAAAGACUAGAAGGAAAACCAGGAGGCGAUCCAGUCUCCAUUGGCAGCCUAGGCUUUGUUGGGAGCAGAGGUGCUUCCAAUGCAGCGAGUGCAACAAGAGUUUUCGUCUAAAGCAGUAUUUGCUUAGACACUUAAUUGUGCACACAGAGAAGAGGCCCUUCCAGUGCCCCAAGUGUGAAAAGACAUAUCGCCAUAAGAGAAGUCUGAUUAACCACCAACUUAUGCACAAUGGAGAAAGACCAUUCCAUUGUCCCGAGUGCGAUAAGAGCUUCCGCCAGAGAAGCAACAUGAGGGCCCAUCAGCGUUGUCAGCACCGUGGGGAGAGGCCGUUCUCUUGUGGAGAAUGUGGGAAGGGCUUUGCUGAGAAGUCUAAACUCACCAGCCAUAUGAGAGUGCACAGUGGGGAGAAGCCAUUCCAAUGUCCUGAGUGUAACAAGAGCUUCCACAUGAAAGGCGACAUGAAAGCUCACCAGCGUGCACACAGUAGGGACAGGCCAUUCUCUUGCAGUGAGUGUGGCAAGGGCUUCCUAGUAAAGUCUAAGCUUACCAACCACUUCAGAGUACAUACAGGAGAGAAGCCAUUCCAGUGUCUUAAAUGUGAGAAGAGUUUUCGGCUGAAGGGCAUGCUGAAGGUGCACCAGCGAGUGCAUACUGGGGAGAGGCCGUUCUUUUGCAGGAAGUGUGGCAAGGGUUUCACCAAGCAGUGUAAGCUCACAGAACAUAUGAGAGUACACAGUGGGGAAAAACCAUUCCAAUGUCUGGAGUGUGACAGGAGCUUCCGCCAAAAGGGGCAGCUGCUGAGGCACCAGCGCCGACACACAGGGCAGAUGCCUGUUCCAUGUCCUCACUGUGAGAAGACCUUCUGCCUGAAAGGUGACAUGAAGGCUCAUCAGCGUGCACACUGUAGGGAGAGGUCUUUCUCCUGCAGCGAGUGUGACAAGGACUUCGCCCACCAGAGCAAACUCACUGAGCACUUCAGGCUGCAUAGUGGGGAGAAGCCGUUCCAAUGCACCGAAUGUAAUAAGAGCUUUCGUCUCAAGGGCAUCUUGAAGGCCCACCAAUGUAUACACAGAGGAGAAAAGCCAUUCUCUUGUAGUGAGUGUGGCAAGAGCUUUAGCAAGCAAUCAAAGCUCACUGAACACAGGAGAGUGCACAGUGGGGAGAAGCCUUUCUGGUGUCAGGAAUGUGGAAAGAACUUCCGCCUAAAAGGGCAGCUGCUCAGCCACCAGCGCCUACACACAGGGGAAAGACCCUUCCAGUGCCCUGAGUGUGAUAAGAGUUACCGUGUAAAGGCUGAUAUGAAGGCCCACUUGCGCUUACACAGUAGGGAGAGGCCAUUCUCCUGUACUUGUGGUAAAGGCUUCACUAAACAGUCUAAACUCAUUGAACACAUUCGAACACACACAGGGGAGAAGCCCUUCCAAUGCCCUAAAUGUGAUAAGACCUUCCGCCUGAAAGGGCAGCUGCUUAGCCAUCAGGGCCUCCACACAGGGGAGAGACCUUUCCGUUGCCCUGAAUGUGACAAGAAUUUCCGACAAAAGGGACAUCUCCUUAGGCAUCAACGCAUUCACAAGCCUGAGAGGCCAUUCUCUUGUGGAGAGUGUGGCAAGGGCUUCAUUUAUAAAUCUAAACUUGCCACUCACUUCAGAGUACACACCAAGGGUAAGUCCUGUGAUGUCCCAAGUGAAGCUAAUAGUACACGCAAGCAUUUCUACAUAUUUGAAUUAAUAGAGGCUGAUUGGAGUUGAGAGAGAUGUGGCAGAAUUGUGGCCUUCUAAGACUGGGUCUGCAUGAUGGGCAAAAGUCAGGAAGAGGGGCCGGUUCUUAACCAAAAGGCAUAGAUGAGAUGAAAAAGUUUUAGUCUUAUUUUCAAAGGAAUGUGUAGUUCCACAUCACCCUUCUUGUCUCUUUUCUUGUCAUUCUCUUGUUUGAGUUCAACCUCAAAUACUGAAACAACAUUGAAACCAAUGCCUAAAUGGAAAAUAAGAAAAAGGAAGAAAAUAAUUCUCCUGUCUUUCUCAAGGCUGAAGUGAUGGAGUUGGUUACCAUUUGUCUGUUCUGUUUCUUGUAGAGUUUGACCUGCUUUCUGUGCUUAUAAAGUAUAUCUGUUCCGAUCUGCUUCUGCCAUACCCUAACCCUCAAAAUCUCUCCAGUAUCUCCUAUCUUUUCUGUCUUGGCUCUAGUGUCUGAGGAAGAGAUGGCUCUUCUGGUUGGCAAGACUAGCCCAUCUUCUGAUUUUUAUCCCAUCUCAUCUCCUUGAGAAGCUUGCCCCAUUAGUUAUUCAUAGAUUCAUAGAUUUAGAGUUGGAAAGGACCUUAGAAGUCAUCUAGAACAGAGGCAUCAAACUCAUGUAGAAACAGAUUGUCACAUAUUGACUUAGAAAACCACAAAUUAUCUAUGUUGUGUUUUGAUUUUGUCAAACAUUUUCCACUUACAUUUCUAUCUGGUUGCACCUGCAAGUUUGACACCUCUGAGAUAGAACAACUCUAAUUUUUUUUAAUAAAUGAGGAAACUGAGGCCCAGAAAGUGACUUGUCCCAAGGUCUCCCAAGUCGUAAAUGUAAAACUGGAAUUCAGACCCCAAAUAAGGACCACUCACUGCUACAGUUGGAAUAAGAGCUCUUUGUGUUCAAGGAGUUUUAAAAUGAGAGGGAAACAUUACCAGUUUUUUCUGCCCAUUUCACUUCCUACUUUUGGCAACAAAUGCCUCUAUAAAUGAAUGAUUAUGUGAUAACCCAGUGUCUGCGUCAGAUUGUUUAAAAGGAGAAAACCCAUGCACAAAACUUGUGUCCCAAAGAGAUCUAUUAGAGGAUCUUAUAGUUGGCCAGACAUAGGAGUGGUGUACGUUAGUUCUCUAGAUCUGUCCAGUUUGGGGUAACCAAGUAGCAGCUUCCUCAGAAAUGUCUUCCAAGCUUUUCCUUUUGGUGAAGCAAAGUCCCAUUUCUGGUACAUAGAGAUGUUCCUUCUUCAUUGGGGCCUUCAGAGGAACAAGAAGUAUCUAUUACCUCCACUUCCACAUCUAUGCUUUGAUAUCUUUGAGCACGGUAAUUGGGUGAGGGGAUUGAGAAUAUGAGUUUGGAAAAGUUAUCAGUUUAUUCAUAAUUAAAAAGGCAGGUGUGGAGGAUUUUAUCUAUGGUCCCAUGUGGUAUGAGGAUGUUUAGGCCCAGGUGGACACUAAUCUGUGAAGUGAUAAUAAGUGAUAAUUGAGGAAACCCCCUUGGCUAGUUUUAGGUAUGAAAGUAAAAGAAAACAAGAAGCAAUUAAAACUGCAUAGGUAUACAGGAUAAUCAAUUUUAAAUCUUCCCAGACAGAACCAGGAGGAUGGUUUUGGGUUGAUCACUCAAGGGAGUAUCAGUGACCUUAUAGGAGGUGCUUAUGGUUUUCUCCCUUGGAAUUCUAUAUAUGAACACUAACUCAGGCUCUAAAUGGAGAAGUAAAGUAAACUUGUAAUACACAAAGAUCCUAACAAGGGAAGAAAGUUCUUAAUUAUUAAUAUUGCCAUGUAUAAUAUCUAUGUGCAUAGAUAUAGUUUCUUUUUUAAAAGUUUUUUUUAAUCUUCAUAGUUUUCCCCAGUAUUCCUCCUCUUCCCCUCCU